AACCGGGACAGCCAAGCAAAUCAGCUGUGAAAAUGUAUUGGCAAACCGGGCUUAUCAAAUCCUUAUUAGAUCCUAUUAAUUUAAUUAUAACAACAGACAUAGCUGUUGUCAUAGCCGAUAAAUACCCAAAGGCACGCCAUCACUACCUCGUUCUGCCCAAGGAGGAUAUUGCUAGUAUUUUUCAGUUAAGCAAGAAACAUUUGCCAUUGCUGGAGGAGCUGCAUCUGCUGGCCCACAAUAUCAUUGAAAUACGCGGCGAAAAUUUUGAGAGUUUUCAAAUUGGUUUCCAUGCACAGCCGAGCAUGCAACGGUUGCAUUUGCACGUCAUUUCAAAGGAUUUUGUCUCAAGUUGCUUAAAGACAAAAAAACACUGGAAUAGCUUUAAUACGUCGCUCUUUAUACCAUACGAAACACUCUAUGCACAGCUAAGCAACGAAGGCCACAUACAAUGUUUGCCCAAAGAUAUAGUUGACGAUCUGCUUGCAAGGCCCUUAACGUGCAAUCAGUGUACGUUUGUUGCCAAAAACAUGCCAUUGCUCAAGGAACACUUACAGGAGCACCAAAUGGGAAAACCAAACGAAGUUUAUAGAAACAACUUGACAUACCAGAUGCAACAAGGCAAGGGACAACUAAUAGAAACUGAUCUAGCGUUGGUAAUGAAGGAUGCUUAUCCAAAGGCGCAAUAUCAUUUUCUGGUUGUCCCCAAGGAAGAUAUACCGAAUGUUUGUGCUCUGACCCGGGAGCACUUGCCGCUCCUGGAUCAUAUGAUGGAUCUGGCCACUCAGAUAAUUGAACAGCAGAAAUACGUGCCCUCCAGCUACUUUCUAAUUGGAUUCAAAAUUGACGCAUUCAUGAACCGAAUCGCUAUGCAUGUCAUAUCAAAUGAUUUCUACUCGGAGUCUAUGCGACGCGUGAAGCAUUGGAACAGCUUCAACACUGACGUGUUCCUCACUUACCAGGCUGUUUACGCCCUGCUCCGUGUACAGGGCUCCAUUGAGCCAAUGUCUGCUGAAAAGACUGAGGCAUUACGCAACACUAAGCUAUUACGCUGCAAUCAAUGCGAUUUUGAAAGCGAGAGUUUGGUAGCAUUAAAAUGCCACUUGUUUGAGCAUUGGAAGAAGCGAGAAGUUGAACUCAAAAUAAAACAGCAAGUGGAAAACGUAACUCGCUUGCUAGACGAAGCUAAAUUGGAGGUGAACCCCAAGCAAGAGCUAGUUGAUGCUCCUCAAGCCAUAAACGAGUCAACGUCGCAGAUAACUAAGGAGAGUCAAAAUGCUGGACUGCAGCCAAGCUAUUCGAGAAGUGCUACAAACUCGAAACCAGACAGGCAAAUAGAAAACUGGCGCAAAAACAUGGGACAGCAACCGACUGAUCUACAGCAACCGGCCCCAAAUUCAAAUACCUAUCAGAAUACACAUUAUAAGAAAGGUGGAGGUGGCCCGUAUCACCCGCAGCAGGGUUACGUAAACUUCAUUCCUGGCCAGAAUGCAAAUUCCAAUUAUCAACCGCCCGAAUUUAGACAAUUCAAUCAGCAGGCUGCAAAUGGGCCACGGCCGAACUCCAGCCCGCGUAUAAAUUUUCCGAAUUCCGGAUCUAAUCUACAACAAGCCAAUGCCAAUUUAAAUUUUAACAGGCAUCCCAAUGGGCAGGACCCUCGAUUUAAUAUGUAUAGACCAAAUUUUUCCAAGGUUAAUUCCAACAAUUUCGUACCACCUAAUGGGCAACAUCACCAGACUCGACCCCGAUUCAAUACGGUUAAGCAGUCAACAAGUAUGGAACAAGGUAGUUCUGCACCUCGACAUAACCAGACACAAAACAGCUUUGGAUCUGGCCCAAGUAAUCACACAUCUAACGCCAUGCAAGUCCGACCCAAAUUCAAUCCAAAACCUCAACAUAACCAAGCCCAAAACACGGAAACCUUGAAUAUUCAACAAAAUCAAGCAAUGUUGAAUAAGCCUAAUGCAAAGCCCGAGUCUCAGCAAAGUAUGGGUCCGAUACAUCCAUCUGUUAAUAUUUGCAACCCUAUUUCUGAAGAUCAAGGCAAUCAGCGCAAAGGCAAAGGAAACCCAUUUAAGAAAAAAUUUGUUAAGAAACAAAACGAAAAUCCUCAAAAGUCAUAA
Molecule: messenger RNA, 2120 nt
Organism: Drosophila montana
Lineage: Eukaryota; Metazoa; Arthropoda; Insecta; Diptera; Drosophilidae
Gene: Aptx
Product: aprataxin
Exons: 5
Coding region: 33-2120 (695 amino acids)
Biological process (GO): single strand break repair
Cellular component (GO): nucleus
Molecular function (GO): double-stranded RNA binding; single-stranded DNA binding; single-strand break-containing DNA binding
Source: RefSeq, a predicted model, not a curated record